CUGUCUACCUGCUGUCCAUGUAUAAGGAGUUGAAAUCUUGGAUUUGAUCUCUCUAAGGGUGAUCCGGCAUCUACGACGUACACUGCUUUGAAACCGUGGAUCUGGGUUUGAAAUCUCAUUCUAGAACUGGAAUAAAGAGAAUGACAGCGACCAUCUCAGAACUGCAGAAUGAUAUUCUGGCCAAACAGGGUCUGCAGUCGGUGGUGAAAAUUGAGGAACUGGAUCCAGAAAAUUUGGAUUUGAAAUAUGUAACUAGAUCUCCUUUUUUCAUCCCGUCUGGGGAGCUUGUGAGGUGUGUAGUAUCACAGCAGGGCAGCUAUGAAGGCCAGGAGACAUCACAGCGCUGGGAAGUUCAAUGGCAGGAGACUAGUACGCCAGAAGUUACUUCAGCAUCCUCUCCCGCUUGGGGCAAUCUCCAAGUUCCUCAGCUCACAUCAGCGGAUGAUGUCGAAAUCUAUUUGUCCACUUUUGAGCGGGUAGCCAACGCGUGCCAAUGGCCCCAGGAACAGUGGGUCGCCCGAUUGGUGCCCGCUCUUAGUGGGGUAGCCCAGCAAGCCUACAUCAACCUCAGUAUUACAGACAGAGAGGACUAUGGCAAAGUCAAAACUGCUAUCUUGUGUCACUGCGCCUUUGGGAGCGAGACCCGGCGGCAGCGUUUCCGGCGCUUUUGCUUUCAGGAGGCUGAGGGUCCCCGACAGGCUUGCGGGAACUUGCGGGAACUUUGCCGUCAGUGGCUAAAGCCAGAGAUCCACACCAAGGACCAUAUCUUGGAGCUGCUGAUCCUGGAACAGUUCCUGACCAUCUUGCCAGAGGAGAUGCAGAGCUGGGUUUGGGAAUGUCACCCAGAGACUUGUGCCCAGGCUGUGGCCCUGGCAGAGGAGUUUGUUCAGAAGCAACAUGAAUCCGAAAGAUUGGAUGCACAUGUUGCUGUUCAUAUGAAGACGGAGGAGGAGACCUCAGGGGAUGGUGAGGAGAAAAUAGUGCUGCCUGCUGCUUUGUGGGAUGUCUCUGGCCCUCAGACCCCUCCUGGAUGCCACUCUCAGAAGACGGUAGAAUGGAGCAGACCUGUAGAACCGCCACAAGAGCUGAUCUGCAUCCUGGGAGAAGAAGCUGAACCUUCGCUAGAGAUAGCAGAUGUACAGACUACUGCCCAGACUACAGAAUGCCCUCCCGAAAUCUCCUUGGAAUUGCCUAAGGAAUCAUGGGGGAACAUGGGUGAAGGAACUUCAUCGGACUGGGAGGAGGACCGGCGGAUGGGUAAGCGAGACGACUCUUCGGAAGAGGCGCUUAGCAUCAAAAGAAAACUACGGCGAAGAAAGAGUCCAGCACAGACCACCAGGACCAAGGAAGUGUUGCCGGAAACCAAGGACCCGGAAAGCCAAGCAAGGGCAUUCUUUUGGGGGGAGAAGCCUUAUCAGUUUCGAGAUUGCGGGGAGAACUUCCAUGCCAGGCAGGAACUUGCUUUACGCAAAGGGAUCCACCGGUGGGAGAGACCCUUCCCUUGUGCCGUUUGUGGGAAGAGAUUCACCCGGCUCUACCACCUCACCACUCACCUGAGGAUCCACUCGGGCGAGAAGCCUUACCGCUGUGCUGAAUGUGGGAAAAGCUUUGGGGACUUGUCCAAUUGUUACAAGCACCAGAGGAGGCACCGAGGCGACAAGCCAUACGUUUGUGAUGCAUGCGGGGACUGCUUCAGCAAACAGAAAGAACUCCUUGCUCAUCAGAGAACUCAUGAGAAUGGAAGGGUACCCUCUCUGUGUUGACAUGGAGAGUGGGUGGGUGGGUAGGUAGAAAUGUAAUUCAUUAUAGACAUGUAAGCCAUAUCUGGGAAGUAGCCUUUGACUGAAUGCCCUAUAUCAGUGAUUCUCAACCUUCCUAAUGCCGUGACCCCUUAAUAUAGUUCUGCAUAUUGUGUUGACCCCCAACCAUAAAAUUAUUUUCAUUGCUACUUCAUAACAGUAAUUUUACUGUUGUGAAUCGUAAUGUAAACAUUUGAUAUGCAGGAUAUAUUUUUAUUCACUGGACCAAAUUUGGCAAAAAUACCUGAUACGCUGACAUUUGAAUACUGGUGGGGUGGGGGGCUGAUUUUGUCAUUUGGGAGUUGUAGUUGCUGGGAUUUAUAGUUAGCCUACAAUCAUGGAGUACUCUGAACUCCACCACCAAUGGAAUUGAACCAAACUUGGCACACAGAACUCCCAUGGCCAACAGAAAAUACUGGAAAGGCUUGGUGGGCAUUGACCUUGAAUUUUGGAGUUGUAGCGCACCUAUAUGCAGAGAGCACAGUGGACUCAAACAAUGAUGUAUCUGGCAUGAAUACUCAAUAUGUCCAAAUUGAAUUGGGCCAAACAGUUUGUUGCAUCUACAGAAAAAACAGAUUGGAGAAAGCCAAGUUGUAUCCUCUUUGUCAGGGACUCUUUGGAAACCUAUGUCUCGGAAGGCAGAUAUUCUGGAUGAAGACUAACAUAAUGAAUCUCCUAGUGCUGUUGUUCAUAGAUUGUGAUAUUCUGCCCUUAUGGGGAACACGAGGAAAAAUCGUGGAUACGAAAACACAAGCUGUGUGUACUCUC
Anolis sagrei ordinatus is the source of this 2567-nucleotide messenger RNA. Its product is annotated as zinc finger and SCAN domain-containing protein 16-like. The record is from RefSeq and is a predicted model, not a curated record. Lineage: Eukaryota; Metazoa; Chordata; Lepidosauria; Squamata; Anolidae.